AUGGCGGAGUUUGUUCGUGCUCAGAUCUUUGGCACUACUUUCGAGAUCACAAACAGAUACACUGACCUCCAACCUGUGGGAAUGGGUGCAUUUGGGCUCGUCUGCUCCGCAAAGGAUCAAUUGACGGGACAGGCUGUUGCCGUGAAGAAAAUUAUGAAACCUUUUAGUACCCCGGUGCUAGCGAAACGAACAUAUAGAGAAUUGAAGUUACUCAAGCACCUGCGGCAUGAAAAUAUUAUCAGUUUAAGCGAUAUUUUCAUUUCGCCACUUGAGGAUAUAUACUUUGUCACGGAGCUGCUCGGGACAGAUUUACAUAGAUUGCUCACCUCAAGACCACUUGAAAAGCAGUUCAUUCAAUACUUCCUGUACCAGAUUCUUCGAGGAUUGAAAUACGUUCACUCAGCAGGAGUGGUUCAUCGGGAUCUGAAACCAAGUAACAUCCUUAUCAACGAGAAUUGCGACCUGAAGAUUUGCGAUUUUGGCCUUGCGCGUAUUCAGGACCCACAAAUGACCGGUUACGUUUCGACGCGAUAUUACCGUGCUCCCGAAAUUAUGCUCACAUGGCAAAAGUACGAUGUUGAGGUAGAUGUAUGGAGCGCAGGAUGCAUCUUUGCAGAGAUGCUAGAAGGCAAGCCUCUGUUUCCGGGGAAAGACCAUGUGAAUCAAUUCUCUAUCAUCACGGAAUUGCUAGGCACUCCUCCAGAUGAUGUGAUCGAAACCAUCUGUAGUGUCAAUACUCUGCAAUUUGUCCAGUCCCUGCCGAAGCGGGAGCGGCAGCCCCUAAGCAACAAGUUCCAGAACGCAGACCCUCUUGCCAUCGAUCUCCUCGAACGAAUGCUAGUAUUUGAUCCGAAGAAACGUAUCACAGCGGGUGAUUCUCUGGCACACGAAUACCUAGCACCAUAUCACGACCCAACUGACGAGCCUGUGGCUGACGAGAAGUUUGAUUGGUCGUUUAAUGAUGCCGACCUCCCUGUUGAUACCUGGAAGAUCAUGAUGUAUUCUGAAAUCCUCGAUUACCACAAUGUUGACCAGGUAGCACACGAUCCAAACAAUCAAGUGCCACCCGACACCGUAGAAGGCGCCACCCAACAGGUCGUCUCUUAA
Histoplasma mississippiense is the source of this 1107-nucleotide messenger RNA. RefSeq names its product mitogen-activated protein kinase HOG1. The transcript has 9 exons. Gene Ontology annotation, molecular function: MAP kinase activity; ATP binding. Lineage: Eukaryota; Fungi; Ascomycota; Eurotiomycetes; Onygenales; Ajellomycetaceae. The record is from RefSeq and is a predicted model, not a curated record. Gene Ontology annotation, biological process: osmosensory signaling pathway; stress-activated MAPK cascade; protein phosphorylation. Bases 1 to 1107 code for a protein of 368 amino acids. Gene Ontology annotation, cellular component: cytoplasm; nucleus.